AUGGCCACCCAGUCGUGCUGGGAGAAGGAGCUGAAGCAACAGGAGGGUGAGGUGCCCGCAGGGCCUGAGAACGAGGUUGCUGCUGCCCAUGGCAACGCCCAGGGUACCGGCAACCCUGAUCCCAGCACCUGGGUCCCCACGAUAUCCAGUGACCAAUCUCUGUCAGGUGGCGGCACCCCACGCAGUGGCACAGCAGGUGACUCCACCUGCGCUGUGGCCACACCCGGCGCCAUUUUGGUCAUUGCGGAGGACCCGGGGUCACCCUCCAUGGACUGUGUGCAGGCGACGGGUCGCCCUGAGCACCGGGGCAGCCAGAGUCCCCUUGCGGAGCUGAGACGUGUGGGGCCCGGGACGGCACAUGUGGAGAGCGGGGACGCCAGGGGGCAAGCCACGAGAGGCACUGAUGAGGCCAGUGGGCGUCCGGCCCAGACCAGGAGCCCAGCGAAAAGCCGUGAGCAGAAGCGGCCCAGCGGCAUAGAGGCUGCGGGAGCUCUGGAGCGUUCACGGCACUGUCUGUUUCUGGGGGCUCCUGCACCUGAGGCCUCCGUGCCUUUGUCGCCAUCUUCUCCAAUGGCUCAGCCCAGCAGCCAUCGCCGCCGCCCUGCACCUCGGGCUUCUCCGUGUGAUCGCACAUCCCUGCCAGGCCCAGCCCUCCGGAGCCAGGCCCUGCUCUCUGCACCAGGCCCUGCCCUCCGCAGUCAAGCAGCCAGGCAAGGCCCUGCCCUCCGGAGCCGCACCACCCCGCCAGGCCCUGCUGUACGCCGUGGUCCUGCAUCCCGCCGCCGCUGUGCACCCGCACCAGGCCCUGCACCCCUCCGUGAUGAAUCUGGGCCAGGCUCUGCACCCAGACGCCGGGGAACUGCGCCAGGUCCUGCUAUGCGCCGCCGCCAUGCACCGGAGCCAGGCUCUGCACGCCGCCGAAGUGAACCCGGGACAGGCCCUGCUCCCAGCAGUCCUGGAUCCGCACCAGUCCCAGCUGUUCGCUGCCGCACAUCCAGGCCAGGCCAUGCUCUCCGAUGCGCUGCUUCUGAGCCAGCCCCUGCUUCCCCUAUGCGUGCAUCUGGGACAGGCCCUGCCCGCAGCAACCACCCUAGCCCACCAAUCCCUGCCCUCCGCAGCCGCGCCACCCCACUAAGCCCUGCCCUCCGCAGCGGGGGUACCACUCCAGGCUUUGUCCUCCGGAGCUGCCGCAUCCAGAGAAGAUCAUCUCCUAGCAGCCGCCCCUCUAUCCCUGGGCCUGGUGGCGAGGGUCCUCCUUCCCCUGGGUCCGCCUUAGGAAGGCUUGUCAUCCCGAGCAGCUCAGGCUCUCCUGAUCCUGAGGUCCCAAGCCUUCCUUCCCAGCCUUGUUGGCAUGCGGUCCGUAUGCGUGCCUCCUCACCCUCACCUCCUGGUAGGUACUUUCCUUUGCCUGGGAGGUGUGAUGACAGUUCGUCCCCCUCGCUGUCCUCCACGUCCUCCUCUUCCUCCUGUUCUUCCUCCUCUCCAUCCUCCUCCCCCACUAAUAUUUCUGGCCAGAGGUCCUCUUCCCCUAAGUUUUGUGGCCUGGGUUCCAUCUCCACUCCUAGCCCGGCUAGCCUUAGGCGUGCCUUCCAGCUGGAGUUUGAUGCCCUGAGCCCUGUCUCUCCAGAGGUGCAGGCUGAAGUAGAGAGCAUCCCUUCACCCCCUUCACCUCCUGUGCUGUGA
Messenger RNA from Hipposideros armiger (great roundleaf bat), 1683 nucleotides. RefSeq lists its product as uncharacterized. Gene Ontology annotation, cellular component: nucleus. The transcript has a single exon. The record is from RefSeq and is a predicted model, not a curated record. Lineage: Eukaryota; Metazoa; Chordata; Mammalia; Chiroptera; Hipposideridae. The coding region runs from base 1 to 1683 and encodes 560 amino acids.